AGAGAGAGAGGAGAGGAGAGGGUGUCCCGCACGGAGGAGCAGACAGACAGCAGGGAACAGCUGCAGCAUUAGGUUCGCGUAGGAUUUCACUGCAUUGCGAUUUAAAAAUAUCAAUCAUUUCAUCCCCAAAACCCGAGUAGAGCAGCUCGACACAGCAACCAAACAUCAUCUAAAACAUGGUUGAUCGCGAGCAGCUGGUGCAGAAAGCCAGGCUGGCUGAACAGGCUGAGAGAUAUGAUGACAUGGCAGCAGCUAUGAAAUCGGUUACAGAGCUGAACGAGGCCCUGUCCAACGAGGAGAGGAACCUCCUGUCCGUGGCCUACAAGAACGUGGUGGGGGCCCGCCGCUCCUCCUGGAGGGUGAUCUCCAGCAUUGAGCAGAAGACCUCGGCCGACGGCAAUGAGAAGAAGAUUGAGAUGGUCAGGGCCUACCGGGAGAAGAUUGAGAAGGAGCUGGAGGCCGUGUGCCAGGAUGUGCUCAACCUUCUGGACAACUUCCUGAUCAAGAACUGCAGCGAGACGCAGCACGAGAGCAAGGUGUUCUACCUGAAGAUGAAGGGCGACUACUACCGGUACCUGGCCGAGGUGGCCACGGGGGAGAAGAGGGCCACGGUGGUGGAGUCGUCGGAGAAGGCCUACAACGAGGCCCACGAGAUCAGCAAGGAGCACAUGCAGCCCACCCACCCCAUCCGCCUGGGCUUAGCUCUCAACUACUCUGUGUUUUACUACGAGAUCCAGAACGCCCCGGAGCAGGCCUGUCAUCUGGCCAAGACCGCCUUCGACGACGCCAUCGCCGAGCUCGACACCCUCAACGAGGACUCCUACAAAGACUCCACUCUCAUCAUGCAGCUGCUCCGAGACAACUUGACACUGUGGACAAGUGACCAGCAGGAUGACGAGGGAGGGGAGGGCAACAAUUAAAGAGAAACCACGCGUCGAAAAAAAAAUAUAUGAAGGGCCGGUGGACUUUGGCAGCCGCUUUUGCCGAUGAUACUACCGCAGCAGCAGUUCUUUAUUUUUCCAUGUGUUUAAAGAAAAGAAUCAAAAGAGAGGUGAGAGUGGAGGUUAAAUCUUAGUUUAAAUAUAUAUAGAAAUAUAUAUACAGUUGAAAGGGGCCUCCGUCUUCUUGAUUUUCUCUUUGACAUUUGCCAAAACCACUGAUAUGUCAGUCAAUCAGCCUGAAGUGGUUGUUGUUGGAUUGAAAUGGCAGCCUCACACUGGCAUAGGAACUGAUCUUGUUCUGUCAAGAUAAGCUGCUUAGUUAGGUUUUUGCGUGAUAGAGAUGCAUUUGAGUCACUUGAGAGAGAAAAUGCUUGAAUGGGAAUGCCUCACAAAACUAGUUUGCAUUGGUUCCAGUAGUCGUCUAUAUAUGAGAAAAAAAAAGGGCCCAGAAAGAUAUUGAUGUUAAACUCACACUUAAAAUGAGAAUAAAGGAAGUUUUAAACCGAUUAGUCCCACCGCCCCCCCUUUAAAAAAAAUAAAUAUUAAAAAAAAAAACACAAAUUGAAAGGAGUGAAAACGAGGACUGGAUCAUAAAAUCGAUUCCCCUCUUUCUGUCUGAAGUGUAUUUGGCAUCUCACAGAUUAGUCUGUUAUGUCACUGGAACCAUAGAUUCUUUUUGGAGGUGAAGAUUACAAAAAGGCAGAGACUUAACGAUAUAAAUCAAUUUAAAAAAAGACAAAAAAAAGACAAAAAAAUAAAUAAAAGCAGCUUCAGAGUUUGUGGUUUACUUCUGUGUUUGUUUUAUUAAAUGCACUUGCCUACUAUACUGUUUCUUCAGUGUAAGAUGAUGACAACAAUAAUAUCGAUUAUUCAAUAUUGUGCAUGCUGGUGAUGUAUUUAUAUACAGUAGCUUGACUUUAUUAACUUAUACUGUGGGUGUUAAGUAUUCAUAUGAUUGAGAAAAACAGGCUUUGUCUGAUGUUUUGAUUUCUGAUCUCUAAUUUAUUUCAGUUCUUUUUGUUAUGGUUUUUUGAUUUGCUAUACCAAAAUGGUGAUCGUAAAAAUUGACCUGUAAUGGGCGUUGCUAUAGUGACAUGCAAUAUGUGUAUUUAAUUUGUUAAUGAAAGAAAAAAAAAGGAAGAUAAAAACCCACCAGUGAUCACUUAA
Messenger RNA from Acanthopagrus latus (yellowfin seabream), 2108 nucleotides. RefSeq names its product 3-monooxygenase/tryptophan 5-monooxygenase activation protein, gamma polypeptide 2 (gene ywhag2). Gene Ontology annotation, cellular component: cytoplasm. The coding region runs from base 177 to 920 and encodes 247 amino acids. Gene Ontology annotation, biological process: signal transduction. NCBI's taxonomy places the organism in Eukaryota, Metazoa, Chordata, Actinopteri, Spariformes, Sparidae. The transcript is spliced from 2 exons. The record is from RefSeq and is a predicted model, not a curated record. Gene Ontology annotation, molecular function: protein kinase C binding.